CUCACGCUCUCAAGCUGAAUUUUUCCAUUGAAGAAUUUUGCUCGGCAAAGCCAAACAGUACACAAAGCUGAAAGGAGAGAGAGAAAGAAAAGCCCUAUUCUCUGUCACUCGCACUCUCUCUCUCUCUCUCUCUCCACCAUCCUUGGGAGGAGUUUGAUUCUAUUUUGCACCAAUCAAAGACCCCACAAAUCUCUUUCUCUCCCCUCAAAUCCAUUUGCGCAAUGCCAGCUUCCCCUUCCUUCCCUUCAGACGGGAGGGGCAAAUGGAGGAAGCGAAAGAGAGAGCCCCAAAUCAACCGGAGGAUGAAGCCAGAGGAUGAAGACGAAGACGAAGAGGACGUCGAUGACGACCUCGAUCAGCAACGCGAAGACGAUUAUUCCGAGGGUGGGGCCCACCCAAACCCCCAACAAUCGGGUCGGCCCGCCUCCGCCGAUCCCGGCCCUCCCCAAGAGGCCGAGGUCCUAUCCGACGGCGGCGUCCGCUACUGUGACUUCCCUCCGGUGGUCCGCCACGCAGUCAAUUGGCCCCACCCCUCCCUGCUCGCCAUUGUGGCUCUGGAGCGCGCCAAUCAGAGCGGGGAGAGCAAGGCCCAGGGCCAGGGCAGCCCCGUGUUCUUGGAGAACGUGUCGUACGGCCAGCUCCAGUCGCUAUCCGCCGUGCCAGCCGAUAGCCCGGCCUUGGACCAGGACCGCUCCGAGGGCGGGAGUUCGUCGUACGUGGUGACUCCGCCGCCGAUUAUGGAAGGCCGGGGCGUUGUUAAGCGGUUCGGGAGUAGAUGCCAUCUCGUUCCAAUGCAUUCCGAUUGGUUUUCACCAGCCACAGUGCAUCGAUUAGAGAGACAAGCGGUGCCUCAUUUUUUCUCAGGAAAAUCACCUGACCACACUCCCGAGAAAUACAUGGAAUGUAGGAAUUAUAUUGUUGCCAAGUACAUGGAGAACCCGGAAAAGCGGCUCGCAGCCUCUGAUUUCCAGGUAUUGAUAGUUGGUAUUGAUGGCGAAGAUUUGAAUAGGAUAGUUAGGUUUCUCGAUCACUGGGGAAUUAUCAAUUACUGUACUGCUGCACCAAGUCGUGAGCCUUGGAAUGGCAGUUCCUAUUUGAGGGAGGAUCCAAAUGGUGAGAUUCAUGUACCAUCAGCCGCUUUAAAGUCGAUUGAUAGUUUAAUCAAGUUUGACAAGCCCAAAUGUAAGCUUAAGGCGGCUGAUGUUUAUACGCCGUCGUCAUGUCAUGAUGACAAUGUCUCUGAUUUGGACAACAGAAUUCGUGAGCGUCUAUCUGACAAUCACUGUAAUUAUUGCUCUCGGCCUCUUCCCACCGUGUACUAUCAGUCGCACAAGGAGGUUGACAUAAUGUUGUGCUCUGAUUGCUUCCAUGAGGGAAGGUAUGUGACUGGUCAUUCAAGCUUAGAUUUUACACGGGUGGAUUCAACAAAAGAUUAUGCUGAUCUAGAUGGGGAAAGUUGGACUGAUCAAGAAACAUAUUUGCUACUUGAAGCAAUGGAAAUAUACAAUGAGAACUGGAAUGAAAUAGCGGAGUAUGUUGGUACGAAGUCUAAAGCACAAUGCAUUCUUCAUUUUCUCCGCCUGCCUGUGGAGGAUGGGCUACUGGAAAAUAUUGAAGUUCCAUCUGUAUCAUCCAAUCAGUCAAAUGGAGAUGUUCACGGAAGAUCACAUGCAAAAUCAAAUGGGGGUUCGGCAGGAGUGUACCAAGAAGAGGCUGAUUUUGAAAGCAGAUUCCCCUUUGCAAAUUCUGGGAAUCCAGUCAUGGCCCUGGUUGCUUUUCUGGCCUCUGCUGUUGGCCCCAGAGUUGCCGCAGCUUGUGCGCAUGCAUCCUUGGCGGCAUUGUCUGAGGAUAAUGGUUCUGAGAGCCUGUUACAGAAGGAAGGAUCAGGACAUAGUAAUAGGAUGACUUCAGAGAGUUUGCAUGGGAGAGAUAGUGGUCAUCAGGGAGAGAUUGCAAAUUCAGUUCACCAAAAAGACAACAACUCAGCGACGCCUAGUUCAAGGGAUCAAAAUGAGGCAGGGACUGCUCCAUUAUCAGCGGAAAAAGUUAAAGCUGCUGCUAAGGCUGGCCUUGCUGCGGCAGCAACCAAGGCAAAACUGUUUGCUGAUCAUGAAGAACGUGAAAUUCAGAGACUAUCCGCUAAUAUUAUCAAUCAUCAGCUGAAGAGAUUGGAGCUGAAGUUGAAGCAAUUUGCCGAAGUGGAAACAUUUCUAAUGAAAGAAUGUGAACAAGUGGAGAGGACAAGGCAGAGACUUUUUGCUGAGCGGACUCGAUACAUUGCGUCACGGAUGGGAGCAGCUGGGGUUACUGCUUCUAUGAAUCCCCCUGCUGUUGGUCCUUCCAUGGCGAACAACGCAGGUAACAACAAUAGGCAACAUGUUAUGUCAGCUCCACCUUCACAGCCCACCAUAUCGGGAUACAACAACAACCAACCACAACAAAUUCAUCCCCACAUGCCAUUCAUGCCGCGGCAGCCAAUGUUUGGGAUGGGGCCGAGACUGCCACUUGCAGCCAUACAGCCGUCCUCAUCUGUGCCUUCGAAUUUAAUGUUCAAUGCCUCGGGGAAUGCGCAGCCUAGUCUGAAUCAUCCAAUGUUAAGGCCCGUACAUGGUACCAGCUCUGGUUUAGGUUGAAAGAAAAUUUUAUGUAAAUUGGUAAGUAUUUCUAGUUCUCUUUUGACCGUUGCUUUUUGCGAUAAAACCAAAAGGAAAACCUAGAGGAAAUGAUUAUAUGCAAUGUGUCAUUCAUGAUUCAUCUGUCUCAAAUUUUUAUAGUUUUUUUUUAGUAUAUAAAUAGAAGUUCAGGGGCACUUUGUAGGCUUUUGUAUUGGCAUACAAUUAAUUUUGAAGAUUAACUUGGCCAAAGGUGGAAUGUGAUGUAAAAAUGAUGUCUGACGUUGCGAUCGUCUUUCCCCUUUUUGGCCUCCUUUUCCCUUUUUUUUUCCCCUUUGGCCCUU
Messenger RNA from Morus notabilis, 2956 nucleotides. RefSeq names its product SWI/SNF complex subunit SWI3C. Gene Ontology annotation, molecular function: protein binding; zinc ion binding. The record is from RefSeq and is a predicted model, not a curated record. Lineage: Eukaryota; Viridiplantae; Streptophyta; Magnoliopsida; Rosales; Moraceae. The transcript is spliced from 9 exons. Bases 222 to 2633 code for a protein of 803 amino acids.